AUGUUUGUUACAUCAUUUACACCCCUACAACUGGCAGUUUUACAAAACAACAUUGAAACCGCUGAAUUGCUAAUGGAAAAUGGUGCUGAUGUUAAUUUUGUGACGGAUAAUCUUAAUCUGCACAUACGUCGCAAAACACUGUUAAAUAUUGCAAUUCACCAAAAUAAUGAACAGAUGGUCAGACUUCUUCUGAAACAUAACGCUGAUCCUAAUAGAGACAUUUCUGGAGAUAUAUCGUCACUGCACAUUGCUACUGGUAAUGGUAAUCUAAAAAUAAUGAAGAUUCUUCUUGCGUAUGGUGCAAAUAUCAAUCUUGUACCAGUUCAUGGAUUCAUACACCAAUCUCCUUUGCAUUUUGCUGUCCUUCACGAAAACUUGAAAGCCGUAAAGUUAUUGUUGAAUGAUAAUACGAUCAACAUAAACACAGUGGGUGAUCUUAAAAGUUCAGUUCUUCAUUACGGGGCCAUGUACGUGAAAUUAAAUUAUAAGGUCGUGCAGUAUUUACUCGAUGCUGGCGUGGAUGUCAAUUUAAAAAAUGACCUUGGUGAAACGGCGUUGGAUAUAGCACAACAUUUACCAGGAAAAGUCAAAUUGCUAAUAAAAAGGCAUAUUAUAAAACUUACUGCGGCAAAUUAUUAUGUAAGUAAAGAAAACUUAGCAGCAGUGAUGAAUAAUCAUUUUACUAAAUCGCGUAAUUUGUGUAUAGAAGAAAUUGAGAAAAUGAAAAAAAUAAACAUUGGUGCGAGUUAUCUUACGUUUUACGAUGCUUUGUUUAAAGAUCAACACGGAUUGGCGGUUGGUUUAAAAUAUGUUAAUUACGAAACUAUUUCAGAUUUGGAUAUCAAAUCUGUUUUUCCUCUGUACGCUGGAAUGAUUACUUAUCGUUUACAAAAAGCAUUCGGACGAAAAAGAUUAUUAUAUAGUAAAAAUUCAGCACCAACUAUGAGACAAGAUUAA
Microplitis demolitor is the source of this 957-nucleotide messenger RNA. Its product is annotated as putative ankyrin repeat protein RF_0381. Lineage: Eukaryota; Metazoa; Arthropoda; Insecta; Hymenoptera; Braconidae. Bases 1 to 957 code for a protein of 318 amino acids. The transcript has 2 exons. Gene Ontology annotation, molecular function: protein binding. The record is from RefSeq and is a predicted model, not a curated record.